Messenger RNA from Chroicocephalus ridibundus (black-headed gull), 1132 nucleotides. Its product is annotated as M1-specific T cell receptor beta chain-like. Lineage: Eukaryota; Metazoa; Chordata; Aves; Charadriiformes; Laridae. Bases 60 to 866 code for a protein of 268 amino acids. Gene Ontology annotation, biological process: immune response; immunoglobulin production. The transcript is spliced from 3 exons. The record is from RefSeq and is a predicted model, not a curated record.
GAGAGAAAAUCUCCCCAGACAGAGAGAAAAUCUCCCCGGCAAGCGGUUUUUCGGCCACCAUGUCCUACGGGCUCCUGGGGACCCUCCUGCUCCUCCUGCCAGGAGGUGCCUCGGCAGAGGGGGGACGGGUCCUGCAGAGCCCGGGGCAGCUCUGGGUGCCCCCCGGGGGGACGGCGGAGCUCAGCUGUCACGUCUCGGAAAUCAGCAUCGACGUCGACUGGUACAAGGAGAAGCCGGACGGCAGUUUGCACUGGAUUUACCAGAGCUCUAAUGACUCCCAAACAAAGGGAAAAUACUCGGGGAAGAAGAAAGAACAGCGGGAUUUUUCCCUCGCCAUCAGCCCCGUGCAGAGGGAGGACUCCGGGGUUUAUUACUGCAGUUCCUCCAUUUCCUCCACCUUCCAGCCCUCCUUUGGGAACGGGACCAGGCUCGUCGUCACCAAUGCCACCGAGCCCAAGCUCUCCAUCCUGGUGCCUGUCGAUGUGGAAGAACCCAGGGAGGUCCCGGCCAGCAUCCCCCUGCUCUGCCACCUCCGCGACCUCCCUCCGGGCUGGGACACCGUGCUCUGGCAGCCCAGCGGGGAGGUGACACCGGUGACGGCGGCGGCCGUGGACGAGGACGGUGUCCUCAGCGCCUGGAGCAUCACCUGGGUCCCGGCCGAGCAGUGGGAUGGGGCUGCGGCGUGCACGGCCCUGAAGAGGGACACGGGCAGGACCCGCAGCGUCAGCAUCCGUAAGGGAGCUGGGGAGGGUAAUCAGUCAUGUUGUCCCCGCCUCAGAUCCUGGCCUCCAUCCACCCCCUGCAUCCCAAUUCUUCCAGCCUUUCCUUGUCUAGGGAAUCCCAACAUCCCAGUUCUCCCUCAUUGAGACACAUUCGGGAAAUCCCUCGAUCCUUCCAUCCUCUCGCUGGGCUUCCCCCCGCACUGAAAGGCUUUAAACCUGCAUGUCACCCCCCCAGCACCACACUGACCCCCCCAUUUCAGGGGAUACUCGGCCCUGACCCCCCAUUUUGGGGAUGCUUGGCCCUGGCCCCCCCCAUUUUGGGGGACGCUCACCCCUGACCCCCCAUUCCGGGGGACGCUCGUCUCUCCAGAGUACCAAACCCACAUUCUCGCCCCUCUAUUAACUCUCCU